Nelumbo nucifera (sacred lotus) is the source of this 1197-nucleotide messenger RNA. RefSeq names its product NADH dehydrogenase [ubiquinone] flavoprotein 2, mitochondrial-like. Gene Ontology annotation, molecular function: NADH dehydrogenase activity. Gene Ontology annotation, biological process: mitochondrial electron transport, NADH to ubiquinone. The record is from RefSeq and is a predicted model, not a curated record. Gene Ontology annotation, cellular component: respiratory chain complex I. Lineage: Eukaryota; Viridiplantae; Streptophyta; Magnoliopsida; Proteales; Nelumbonaceae.
UGGAGUGCGUCUGUGCGUGGUCAGGCACCGUUAGUCGUUACCAAACGCCGGGUGCGUUUUACACACUCCCUGUUCCUCCCAUCAAACAACCUUCGGGCAUUUCCCCCUCUUCCUCCACUUUUCUCCCAGCUCUGCACACCGUAAGCCCGUAGCCAUGUUUGCUCCAGCAGCUCGUCUUGCGAGCAAACGGUUUCUCGAGAUCCGCCAGAUAUUCCGUCAGUCUCCCCAGAGCUCUCGUUCUUUCUCCACUGCCCUAAAUUACCACAUCGAUUCUCCGGAUAACAAUCGCGACCUUCCUUGGGAGUUCAGCGAGGCUAAUAAGGAGAAGGUUAAGGAGAUAUUGUCUCAUUAUCCAUCCAACUACAAGCAAUCUGCAGUUAUCCCUCUACUGGAUCUUGCACAGCAACAGCAUGGAGGGUGGCUACCAGUAUCAGCAAUGAAUGCAGUGGCUAAGAUUAUAGAGGUUGCUCCUAUACGUGUAUAUGAAGUUGCAACAUUUUAUUCAAUGUUCAACCGGUCAAAGGUUGGUAAGUACCAUCUACUGGUCUGUGGUACAACACCUUGUAUGAUACGUGGUUCACGUGAAAUAGAAGAGGCCUUACUGAAACACCUGGGAGUUAAGCGCAAUGAAAUAACAAAGGAUGGCAUGUUUUCUGUUGGGGAAAUGGAGUGCAUGGGAUGUUGUGUAAAUGCUCCAAUGAUUACAGUGGCUGACUAUUCCAAGGGUUCAGAAGGGUACACCUAUAAUUAUUAUGAAGAUGUCACUCCAAAGCGGGUAGUUGAGAUUGUUGAGAUGUUAAGAAGGGGGGAAACUCCACCAGUUGGCACGCAGAAUCCUCUGCGCAUAAAGAGUGGACCAGAAGGAGGGAACACAACUUUGCUAGGUGAGCCAAAGCCUCCCCCAUGCAGGGACCUUGAUGCCUGCUAAAUUCUAAGAUGAAAAAAGUUUUUUUUUUUCUCCUUCAAUAAUGCAAAAUUUGGAUAUUCCUUGGCAUCUCUGUGGCAGAAGCUCUUAUCUUUGUUUUAUGCUUAACCAUGAAGCUGUUCUCUAGUCUCUACCAGUAUAGUUUCCACCGGAGAUUAAUUUGGUUUAAUCCAUUUUCUGUUCGAUCGUGAGUUCCAACUUACAACUUCAUUUGUUCACUUGUACUGAUAAUUUAUAUGGAAACUGUUUAUUGAUUCCCUUGAACUUUAAAA